AUGGGAAACUUGGGAGAUUUUGGGCUUGCUAUAUUCCAUGAUCAUGGUGCUACCUUCGAAGCCUCGCGUGUGGUAGGAACCAUUGGUUACAUGGCUCCAGAGGUUGCAGCAAUGGGUGUGGCUAAUGAGGCGACUGAUGUUUGUGGGAGAAGAGAUGCUUUAAUGGAUAGCGUUGACAUUAAACUAGCAGGAAACUUCAGAGUGGAAGAAGCUGAGCUGAUUUUGAAGCUAGGCAUGCUCUGCUCCCAGCAUGACCCAAAAAAGAGACCUACUAUGAAAGAUAUAACAGAGUAUCUUGAAAACAAAAGAAGUAUCCCAUACAUGUCAUUUGAUGUAGCUGAGUUUGGGAUACCUAUUGUGCCCAUUAUAAGCGAUGAAACGGUAACAGCACAAGGAACUACUUUGUCGUUUGCUAGUUUCUUAUAUGACACCAUCACAGUCCUAUUUAGAGGUCGUUAA
This is a messenger RNA of Thlaspi arvense, 459 nucleotides long. Lineage: Eukaryota; Viridiplantae; Streptophyta; Magnoliopsida; Brassicales; Brassicaceae. The record is from the annotation of a GenBank genome assembly.